Gadus chalcogrammus (walleye pollock) is the source of this 5257-nucleotide messenger RNA. RefSeq names its product NXPE family member 3-like. The transcript is spliced from 6 exons. NCBI's taxonomy places the organism in Eukaryota, Metazoa, Chordata, Actinopteri, Gadiformes, Gadidae. The record is from RefSeq and is a predicted model, not a curated record. The coding region runs from base 1893 to 3638 and encodes 581 amino acids.
AAGUAAUGAUAAAAAACUACAAGCAUAAGAAAAAAAGGAAAGAAGGCCCUAGUGAAAAGGGAAAAGAGAUAAUAUAGUAUUGCCAUUGUUCAGAAAGGACGGAGAGCUACGGAGGCAGAGAGAAAAUACAGCAAGGGAAUUGGUUAGUGGGGUUGGUAAAGAGGUAGAAUCACCAAAUUGCAAGGCAAAUCCACCACCCUACAACACAGGUUUAUCAGAAGAAGGAAACAGCAGGGAUCCUGAACCACUGAGAGGGACAACAGCAUCCGGUCACAUGGAUUGGUAAGUAGUCGCAGAGCCAGCGGUCCAGCGGGGACCACCUUCCAUUCCGAUAUAGCCCCAGCCUGACAUUGGGUGCGUUUCCAUCCCCCUGAUUUUAUGCAAACUUUAAAGUAUCGAAUCAGUAAACGGUGAUGGAAACACCAAAAUUUGCAUCAAAAUCCUCUAAUUCGCAAAAAGGUUUAUCCGCUCGCUUGAGGAGGUUUUUGAGAAGAGAGUAAGAGAAGAGAGUGAAUUCGCAAAAUGGGAGACGGAAACACACUUUUCGAAGCAGCUGUGACGUAGCGAUUUUUGAACACACAGGACUGACAGUCUUUCCGAUUUCCGCAUAACGACCGGCCAUAGAAACCCUGCCGACAUCAACGUGUAACGUCAUCAUCCUAUUGUGCUCUCCCAUACGUAAGGCACUCCUCGUAUUUCCCUUGCUACCGCUUUGUACAUUGUGAUUCCUCUAUUUCUUCGUCUACGGAUGGAAGUUAAAAUAGUCAAUGAUAACUUCACUGAAAGAACAGUUAUGACUUGCCCAAGGGAAACCAAUUGCUGCUGAAUUCCUCUCCUCAUGUUUGUUGUUUGUUGUUACUCUUCUCUAUUGGCGGACUGACCACUCCGACAAUUUCUGUAUCCAUUGUCAGAGUUGAGGUACUUUACUUUUUUUCAAAUGUCCCGCCAUUCCGACAUGAGGUCAUUAAUAUAAAUGUCAUUACUAUUAUCAUUGUACUUAAAUUAAUUAAUGUGACUAUUUCUUAGUUUCAUGCGCUUUAGUGUCCUACACUGACAUUCGCCAUUGGGGAUAGUCGACCCUCAUUCCCUGUGGAUCUUUGGCACAAGUCAUAGGCCCUUCACCAGUCUCAAAAUCCCCACUGACCCAAAUCACGCUUGGACGUUUCGAUUCUGUUUCUAAAUGUUGGGACUGAUGGACACUGAACUCUGGUGGUUAUUUGAACAUUCAUUGUGAAGUGGUUUACUGUAAAAGGAGCGUCAGAAAUCCCACCUGUCUUUGCGCACAGAGGCCAUUAAUUAAGGGAAUGCUGAGAGAAUGCUGGAUAGUCGAGAAAAAGAAGACUAAAUAUGCAAAGAUGUUAUGUGCAAUCUAACAACUGCACGCAGGUCUCUGGCAUAUAAAAUGAGACUGCUAUUCUGUUGAUCAAUCAAUUUCACCUGACCGGCUGUUCUGAUCAUCUCCGAGGUCCAGGUCUAUUGUUUAACAGUCUAUGUUUUACGGAUUUGCCUUCUAUGGGCAAAAACUGACAUUCAAUAAGCUCCAAUGCGACUGCAUGAAUAAGUCCCCAACGGAGAGCGGCACACCUGGUAUGUGUUGAAGGGUGAGGUCGACGAGGUAAUGUGGAGUAGGCGUGUUGAUGCACAUGCCUACUCAAUCCUCCUGACGAAUGUCGGAUAUCCAGUACAACUACUAUAAGAACACGUAAGGCAGAGCGAGACGACAAAGAAGGAGGAAAGGAAGAAGAACGCAAGUGGCCGGCUCCCUCCAGCAGCAGAUCAGCAUCUGAUUAAUUUUUUCUUCUUCAUGUAAGACUAAGGUAACAAAACCAACUAGCAGCACUGUUUAUUUGGACACAUAAACAGGCUCUGACCCUACAACCAUCACAACCACCAUGUUGACCGAUAAACACGAAGCGGCAGCUAACCCUGGGCAACCGAAGGGGGACCCCGUGAGUCGACUUCUGUCCAGGCGUGCCCUCAUCUUCUUUCUCCUCGCACUCUCUGGUCUCAGCUUCCUGUUGCGCAACAUUCUCACUCUGGAGAACCUGAGCUACCACACAGCGUCUAUGCUUUUGAGGCCCCAGAACAGCAGCCACCCUGCCCUAGCCCAGAAGGGGCCCCUCCCUCCGUACAACAACCACACCAUCUGCAGCCACCUGGAGCCCACCCCCGACGAAGCCCUGGAGGACCGCGCCCUCCUCGAUGCCAUCGCCUGGCCCAAGCCUCCCGCCCCCACGUCCCUCAACCAGACCAGUGACCCCGUCCACAGCCUGUUCGCCAUUUUGCCCUCCAAGGGCGGGAGAGAGCGGUGUGUGGGGGACCAGCUUGAGGCCCUGGUCCAGAUGCAGGACUUCCAGGGCCGUCCCAAGCGCUACGGGGGGGACUUCCUGGUGGCACGGCUGCACUCCCCGGAGCUGGGGGCAGGAGUGGCGGGCACGGUGGUGGACCACCUCAACGGCUCCUACUCGGCGCUGUUCCCCCUGCUGUGGGAGGGUCCGGCCCAGGUGACGAUCACCAUGGUGCACUCCAGCGAGGCGGUGGCCGUGCUGCAGCGGCUCCGGGAGCAGCGGGCCGACCGCUUCUUCUUCCAGAGUCUGUUUCGCUCGGGCAAGCUGUCUGAGACCACCGUGUGCAACAUGUGCCUGCCGCAGGAGCCGCUGUGCAACUACACAGACCUCCACACCGGAGAGCCCUGGUACUGCUUGAAGCCCAAGCGGCUGAGCUGUGACACCAGGAUCAACCAUUUCAAGGGAGGCUACAAGAAGGACCUCGUCACCCACAAAGAAGCGCUGCUCUUUCAGAGCCGUGUUAACAUCAAGGUUGACAUCCAUGCGUCAGGACCGGAUCGGAUAGAUGUGCUUCCAAAGAAGAUAGAUGACCAAGCAUUAAAAAACCGCAGCAUCGAACCAGGGCCGGUCAAGUACAAUCCUGCUGGGUAUUACUACAAAGGCUCCUGGAGGUCAUUCGAUGGAACACCUGUUCGCCAGUUUGACGCCAAAUCGAUCACCCAGUGCCUGACUAGCAAGAUGAUCAACAUGUACGGAGACUCCACGAUGAGGCAGUGGUUUGAGUACCUCAGAGCGUUUGUACCAGAGUUCAACCUGCGCAGCCCAUCAAAGGUAGGUCCCUUAAUGGCGGUGGACUGUCAACACAACAUCCUGUUGAAGUACCGCUGUCACGGCCCGCCCAUCGGCUUCUCCACCGUCAGAGCCAGCGAGCUCCGCUAUGUGGCCAACGAGCUGGACCGCUUGCCUGGAGGCCCCAACACCGUGGUGGUCCUCAGCCUCUGGGCCCACUUCAGCCCCUUCCCCGUGGAGGUCUACAUACGCCGCAUGCGGAACAUCCGCCGGGCGCUUGAACGGCUCCUGGCCCGGGGCCCCGGCACCCUGGUGGUCAUCCGCUCGGCUAACUUAAGGGCCCUGGACAAGGAGAUGAGCCUGAACCACAGCGACUGGUUCUCGCUGCAGCUCGACAGGAUUCUCAGGAACAUGUUCAUGGGCCUGGCUGUUGUGUUUGUGGACGCCUGGGAGAUGACCUUAGCCCAUAAUAGCGCCCACAAUAUCCACCCGCCCCCGGACAUCAUCAAGAACAUGAUCAGUCUCAUCCUGACUCAGGUGUGUCCUGCAAAGAAGAGCUAGUGGCAAAGAAAGAAGGAAAGUUGGAAGAGGCGUGCCGUCCCAGUGCUUGCAACAUCGUUGGGUUAUCCUGAUUCUCUUGCCAUCAACAAGUUACUUGUUACUCUUACUUUUUACAAAGGGGUAUUUUAUUUUAUACGAGGAGCUUUGCUUUAUGUAAAGCCCCAUGUGCUGGAUUCAAAUAGACCUGAUUGUGGAGCAGGUAGGCGUUGAGCACCAUCCUUAAGGAUGCCUACAGGUAGGCUCAGGACAUUGGAGAUUGAACGCAGCAUCAUCGACACCCUCGCCACUAUUAUUCUUCACCCCAGUUGACAAACCGAUUUGAGUCGUCAUGUGAAGGUGCCAUUCCAUUAUCCACUUUCAUCGUCAUCCUGCCUCUACCAAUUAGCUCAUCCACAUUAUGAGUUCCCAGCAAGGGGAGGCCUUGCCCAACCGUUAAAAACGGUUUUCUUGGAUCGCUGUCUCUCUUUGGUCUGCCGAUGAUAACCGGGCUUGUGUUUUGAAUUGCUAGAUCUUUAAUACAUACAAAUACAUAUAUAUAUAUAUAUAUAUAUUAGAGCUGCCAGUUAAACGCGUUAUUAACGGCGUUAACGCAAACCAAUUUUAACGGUGUUAAUUUUUGUAACGCGCGAUUAACGCAAAUUAUUAUUUAAAGAAUAACUUUUUUUUGGUCUCAAAACAUAGAAGCAGUAGCCUGACUACUAUGUUCAAGGCAUAUCUUUUUAUGUUCAUCGUUAAAUUGCAUUAUAGGCUUUGUCUUUGUACCGUCCUGUUUUGAUCAGUAUAUACCAAUGUUGUUAUCAAUAAAAAAAUAUUUGCACAAGGCAAGCCGAUGCACUUCUCCAUGUUGAUAAGAGCAUUAAAAUGAGAAAAAUUAAUGGGACGAAGAAUUCAAGGGAUAUUUAGCAUAGAAAAAAAAUAUAUGAUUAAUCGUGAGUUAACUAUGGCAUUAAUGAGAUUAAUCAUGAUUAAAUAUUUUAAUCGCUUGACAGCCCUAAUAUCUCUCUCCCUCUCCCUCUCCCUCUAUCUAUAUCUAUAUCUAUAUCCCUCUCUCCCCUACCUGUGUCUAUAGUGAACCGUGUCUUCCUGUUAGCCUGAUCCUUUUGUCAUUGCUUUGCUGCCACCUUGCGGACAGGUAAGACCGGACCUCUAUAUUUGAAACAUGUAGUGCUGUUCUUUCUGUUUGAAAACAUAGGUAAGGAGUGUCGUUGCCAACUGUACUUUUGGAUUAGUUUAGGUUGGAGAAGGUAACUCCACGUAUGGUCUACAUAGCAGCUUUGCCUUCCUUUUUAGCUGCUAGUUUAGCUGUUUUGUAUGGUUCUUUUCUUUGGCAAUACACGAGUUCCAAGACCCUGUUGCAUGUCUUGUGGUGUCGUACUUGUUUUGUAUUUUAUGUUCACCUGUUCUCUGAUGGCUGAGUAAACACACUUUCACCAUCAUCUGUUGUUUCCAGUUCAUUGUUAUUCACCAACCACUUGCUCAUCUACCUUCCAUAACCCAGCCUUUUACAUCCCUGACCUCCCCCACUAUCCCCUUGACAGGUGGGUUGUAACAGUGCUGAUGAAAUAUGUCAAACCCCCUCGGCCCCUGAGCUUGCUUUCGAGUCUAGAGGGGACUAUGGU